CCAACAGAGGGGGUGGCGUUUGAUUCGGUAAAAACCGAGAUUGAACGAACGGACUGUGUAACCGACGAAACUGCCCCUUUAAAUCAAGAAUACAGCGCAUUCGGAGGAGGUGAAGGUUUACAGCUGACCAUCUGACCUGAGAUCACAACCACUCCUGACCAUCUGACCUGAGGUCACAACCACUCCUGACCAUCUGACCUGAGGUCACAACCACUCCUGACCAUCUGACCUGAGGUCACAACCACUCCUGACCAUCUGACCUGAGGUCACAACCACUCCUGACCAUCUGACCUGAGGUCACAACCACUCCUGACCAUCUGACCUGAGGUCACAACCACUCCUGACCAUCUGACCUGAGGUCACAACCACUCCUGACCAUCUGACCUGAGAUCACAACCACUCCUGACCAUCUGACCUGAGGUCACAACCACUCCUGUCCAUCUGACCUGAGGUCACAACCACUCCUGACCAUCUGACCUGAGGUCACAACCACUCCUGUCCAUCUGACCUGAGGUCACAACCACUCCUGUCCAUCUGACCUGAGGUCACAACCACUCCUGACCAUCUGACCUGAGGUCACAACCACUCCUGUCCAUCUGACCUGAGAUCACAACCACUCCUGUCCAUCUGACCUGAGGUCACAACCACUCCUGUCCAGCUGAGUGACCCAACUCACCUCGUCAGUCCUUCCCCUGCACACACACCUGCCCUACCUGGUACACCUGUCUACCAACCCAACACACACCUGCCCUACCUGGUACACCUGGCUACCAACCCAACACACACCUGUCUGGCCCUUGGUGCAGACUGGCCCUCCGAUCUGCACACCAUCCGCCAGUGGGGGUGUGUGUAUUGAUGGAUCAGGAUGUCAACCAAUAACAACAUCGCGCAGGCCAGGAAACUGGUGGAACAACUGAGGAUCGAGGCAGGGAUCGAACGUAUUAAGGUGUCUAAGGCAGCGGCAGACCUGAUGAGUUACUGUGAGCAGCACGCCCGUAACGACCCGCUCCUCGUUGGCAUCCCAACGUCAGAAAACCCUUUCAAAGACAAGAAACCCUGCAUCAUCCUAUAGCUGCACACUCAUCUCUGCACAUCAGACACACACACACCUCUGCCCACACACACACUCCCACUGGCUGACUCUGCAACAGCCAACAAGGCCCAGCUCUGUCAAGCUAUACAUACAACACAUACACACACACACACACACACACACAGAGAGAAACGAAAUAGCCACUCUGGAAAAGCGCCAUACUCAAUAGCCACAGCUAGGGGGCGGUGUCUGUGUUUACAGACCACAUUGCCACGUUAGUGAUAUUAGCCCUGAGUUGUGUCUCUGUGGUGCUGAGGGUAAGCCUGCACUAACAUGCAGCCCUAACUGAUACUGGUUACUGACUCACCCACAGAGAUAGUGACACUCAAGUGGAGAUGACAGAUUUACUUCAAAAAGGGAUUAGGACAAUAAUCUUAAUAGGAAUCCACAGUCGCCUACAUGAAGUUAUAGGCUGAUGUAUAGCAUGUAUUUUAGUGAAUCAAGGAUUUAUUGAUUCAUUGAUUAAUCGAUUGAUUGAUAGCAGUAUCUGUUGAGGUGGGGGUUUAGGUGUGACCAAUCUGGUGUAAAACCUGGGUCGUUCGUGUGAUACAAGCUGUGUUAGCCCUCUCAGCUAAAGCCUAGCCAUUAGCCGUGGAAGUUAAUAUAAGUCUUCAGGUCUCAGGCAUGGUUACCCAUCACUAAAGCACCGUGGCUAUACACGGUGUGUUUGUUAGCCAUAUAGUGGCUGACUUGCCACUGACUUGCUAAGUAUCACAAUGGGGAUGGCCCCUUCCUGAAACCUUGGGUCAACGGUAAUGUCAGUGUUUCCACAAGACAUUGUGUUUUUGUGAACAUAGCAUUGUAAACACUGAGCAGGUUGGUACAUGCUGCAUAUGUACCCACUGUGUUUAAACCCGGAUCAUCUGCAAUGCCACAAGACUGUGUUAGCCCACUGAGCUAAAGCAUAGGCCACAUACACUCCCACUCUAGCGACGGUUAUCGAUCAACAGUGUUACUGCUUUGGUUUUGAUUUCUUCGUCAGUGGGUUUUCUAUCGGCCAAAACUCCAGCUGUGUCGACUUGUGGAGUAAGUUGCCCCUAUAUACUGAUCUAAGAUCAGUCUUGUGUUUUCCCUCUAAUGGUAAAGGGUAGGAUUUAGAGAGGGUAAUCUGAUGCUAGAUCUGUCUAAAAGGCUGCGUUUACA
Messenger RNA from Oncorhynchus nerka (sockeye salmon), 2236 nucleotides. RefSeq names its product guanine nucleotide-binding protein G(I)/G(S)/G(O) subunit gamma-7-like. Gene Ontology annotation, biological process: G protein-coupled receptor signaling pathway. Gene Ontology annotation, molecular function: G-protein beta-subunit binding. The record is from RefSeq and is a predicted model, not a curated record. Lineage: Eukaryota; Metazoa; Chordata; Actinopteri; Salmoniformes; Salmonidae. Gene Ontology annotation, cellular component: heterotrimeric G-protein complex. The transcript is spliced from 4 exons. The coding region runs from base 866 to 1072 and encodes 68 amino acids.